This is a messenger RNA of Brachypodium distachyon (stiff brome), 1242 nucleotides long. It is a transcript of the gene MPK7-1, whose product is annotated as mitogen-activated protein kinase 4-like. Gene Ontology annotation, molecular function: MAP kinase activity; ATP binding. The transcript is spliced from 3 exons. The record is from RefSeq and is marked provisional. Gene Ontology annotation, biological process: intracellular signal transduction; protein phosphorylation. The coding region runs from base 1 to 1242 and encodes 413 amino acids. Gene Ontology annotation, cellular component: cytoplasm; nucleus. NCBI's taxonomy places the organism in Eukaryota, Viridiplantae, Streptophyta, Magnoliopsida, Poales, Poaceae.
AUGCCCUCGCGCUUCCCCUUCCUUUCCCCGGGCUGCUUCAUCCGCUUGCUCUCCGGUUCGGCCUCUUCAGAUCUGCUGCUGCUGCUGCCAAGGCGAGGCCAGUCGGCGCCGCGUGCCCGCGUACUGUUGAAAAUGGCGAUGAUGGUGGAUCCUCCUAAUGGCACGGGAAACCAUGGGAAGCACUACUACACGAUGUGGCAAACCAUGUUUGAGAUCGACACCAAGUACGUGCCGAUCAAGCCCAUCGGAAGAGGAGCUUAUGGGAUAGUUUGCUCCUCUACAAAUCAGGAGAACAACGAGAAGGUUGCGAUAAAAAAGAUAAACAAUGUCUUUGACAACCGCGUGGAUGCACUGAGGACGCUGCGGGAGUUGAAACUCCUUCGGCACUUGCGUCAUGAGAAUGUUAUUGCUUUGAAGGACAUAAUGAUGCCUGUACAUAGGAGGAGCUUCAAGGAUGUUUACUUGGUCUCUGAACUUAUGGAUACUGAUCUGCAUCAGAUAAUCAAGUCAUCUCAACCGCUUUCCAAUGACCACUGCCAAUAUUUCCUUUUUCAGCUACUCCGAGGUCUGAAGUACCUUCAUUCAGCAGGGAUACUCCAUAGAGACCUGAAGCCAGGGAACCUUCUGGUUAAUGCAAACUGUGAUCUGAAAAUCUGUGAUUUUGGUCUGGCUCGCACAAAUAACACCAAAGGUCAGUUUAUGACUGAAUAUGUUGUCACCCGCUGGUACAGAGCUCCUGAGCUGCUGCUCUGUUGCGACAACUAUGGCACGUCCAUAGAUGUCUGGUCUGUUGGCUGCAUCUUUGCUGAGCUACUUGGCCGCAAGCCGAUUUUCCCAGGAACCGAGUGCCUCAAUCAGCUUAAGCUUAUAGUUAAUGUCCUUGGCACCAUGAGUGAGAAUGACCUUGAGUUCAUUGACAACCCGAAAGCUCGCAAGUACAUCAAAUCCCUUCCAUACACCCCAGGCACUCCCCUCACUAGUAUGUACCCACAAGCACAUCCUCUUGCCAUUGAUCUGUUGCAGAAGAUGCUUGUCUUCGAUCCUUCCAAAAGGAUUAGUGUCACUGAGGCUCUGGAGCACCCCUACAUGUCUCCUCUGUAUGACCCAAGUGCGAACCCUCCUGCUCAGGUGCCCAUCGAUCUUGAUAUAGACGAAAACCUCGGCGUGGAGAUGAUCAGAGAAAUGUUGUGGCAGGAGAUGCUACAGUACCACCCUGAGGCUGCCAGAAUGGUGAAUAUGUGA